Messenger RNA from Anolis sagrei ordinatus, 3622 nucleotides. The record is from RefSeq and is a predicted model, not a curated record. NCBI's taxonomy places the organism in Eukaryota, Metazoa, Chordata, Lepidosauria, Squamata, Anolidae.
AGGAUGGCUAGCCCAAAAAGAAGAAAAUUGCAGAGAAUUGAGAAAAUUGGAAUCCAAAGGAGAUGUAGUUGUCCUUUUGACCCCAUUGGACCUAUGAGGCAUUCAAGGCUGUGACCCACUGGCAAACAGGGCCUGUGUUGGUCACCAUCUCCAUGGAGCCAGCAUGCAAGGAGGCGCAGGACACUUUUGGGUCUUGGAAUACUGGCCCAAUGACCCCCAACCCGGUCUGGACGGCUGUCUUUGACUAUGAGGCCGCAGCGGAAGAGGAGCUGACUUUGCGGAGGGGAGACCUGGUGGAAGUCCUGUCGAAGGAUUCCACCAUCUCUGGGGACGAGGGCUGGUGGACGGGCAAACUCCAGGACAAAGUGGGCAUCUUCCCAAGCAACUAUGUCACCAGCAACCACAAGUACACCCAGAUCCAGGGCUCCCUCACCUUCCCACCUCCACUAGAAAUCUCCUUCCAGGAGCUGGAACUGGAUGAGAUCAUUGGAGUGGGGGGCUUUGGGAAGGUCUACAAGGGGCUGUGGCGCGGGGAAGAGGUCGCCGUGAAGGCCACCCGUCAAGAUCCUGAGGAGGACAUUGCCGUGACAGUGGAGAAUGUGCGGCAGGAGGCCCGGCUCUUCGCCAUGCUGCGCCACCCCAACAUCAUCGCCCUCAAGGCCGUCUGCCUCAACCCGCCCAACUUGUGCCUGGUGAUGGAGUAUGCCCGCGGAGGGGCACUCAACCGGGCACUCGCCGGCAAGAAGGUGCCUCCCCAUGUGCUGGUCAACUGGGCUGUCCAGAUUGCCCGGGGCAUGAACUACCUCCAUAAUGAAGCCAUCGUUCCCAUCAUCCACCGAGACCUCAAGUCCAUCAACAUUUUAAUCCUGGAGCGCAUUGAGAAUGAGGACUUGAGCAGCUGCACCCUCAAGAUCACUGAUUUCGGCCUGGCCCGCGAGUGGCACAAAACCACCAAGAUGAGCGCAGCGGGCACCUACGCCUGGAUGGCACCAGAGGUCAUCAGGCACUCCCUCUUCUCCAAGAGCAGUGACGUUUGGAGCUUUGGGGUACUGCUGUGGGAACUGCUGACUGGCGAAGUCCCGUACCGGGAAAUCGAUGCCCUUGCCGUGGCCUAUGGAGUGGCUAUGAACAAGUUGACGCUGCCUAUUCCCUCCACCUGCCCCGAACCCUUUGCCCACUUGCUUGAGGAGUGCUGGAGCUCGGACCCUCAUUCCCGACCAGACUUCAGCUCCAUCCUGCAGCAGCUGGUGGCAAUAGAGCAGUCUGCAAUGUUCCAGAUGCCAUUGGAGUCCUUUCACUCUUUGCAGCAGGACUGGAAAGUGGAGAUUGCGGGCAUGUUCCUCGAUUUGCGGACCAAGGAGAAAGAGCUGCGGAGCCGAGAGGAAGAGCUGCUCCGUGCGGCUGAGGAGCAGAAGACCCAGGAAGCAGAGCUACGCCGGCGUGAACAGGAGUUGGCGGAGCGUGAAAUCGACAUUGUAGAGCGGGAGCUGAACCUCAUCAUGAUGCAGAUGGGCCAAGAGAGGCCCCGGGUCAAGAAGCGGAAGGGGCACUUCCGACGUUCCCGCCUGAAGCUGCGUGAUGGCAACCGCAUCAGCCUCCCAUCAGGGUUUGAACACAAGAUCACAGUACAGGCAUCCCCGACUCUCGACCGUCGGAAAGGGUUGGGGUCCAAUGGGGCCAGUCCGCCUGGCAGCCCCAACAUCAUCCCACGCCUCCGUGCCAUUCGCUUGACACCUUUGGAUGGAAGCCGGACAUGGGGACGCAGCACUGCGAUCAAGAAGGAGGAGCUGGUGGGGACCAAGAAGAAAGGUCGGACGUGGGGACCCAGUUCCACCGUCCACAAGGAGAGACUAGGAGGAGAAGAAAGGUUGAAGUCUCUGUCUGAAGGCAGCAAGCAGUGGUCCUCCAGUGCUCCCAACUUGGGCAAGUCUCCAAAGCAUAUGCCACUGGCUGGAGGCUUUGCUAGCCUCAAUGAGAUGGAGGAGUACGCGGAGAAGGAGAGCAGCACACCUCACUCACCAUACAUGCCCCUCUUGCCACCGCCAGAAGGAGAUGUCAGUUUGAAGACCCUACCACCUUGUUCAGAGUGGCCCAAGCGGGGCGCAGCCUCCCACCACAAUCAUCGUCGCAGUGAGCUCGUGCUGCUGGGCUGUGCGUCCAUCUUGGCCUCCAUUGCCCUGGGCGCCGAGCUGGCAGAGUUGGCAGGCGAAGGGUUGAUGGCCCGUGCUGCUUCAGGUCCCCCCAGUUCUGUUACCCUUCUCUCCCUCUCCUCUCUCUCGGAUUGCAACUCCACCAAGUCCCUUCUGCCUUCGGACAGUGAUGAAGCCCCCAUGUAUGAGCCUCCCUGCCUUCCCGAGAGUCCCCCGCCAACUCCACGCCACAACCCACUGGUGGACGUCACCAUCGAGAGCUUCAAGAAGGACCCCCGGCAGUCACUUACCCCGACCCAUGUCAGCGCCACCCAGGCUGUCAAUAGGGGCCACCGCCGGACACCAUCCGAUGGGGCCAUCCGUCAGGGCUUGCAGGGUGGGGACUGCAAAGGUUUACAGGAAAUGUUGCCCUUCCCACGUUUGCCAGACAUUUCCCAGGCGGGUCACAAGGCCUCUUUGGACGCCAUGCCAGUUGAGCGUCCCCGGACACUGGCCUUUGCCCCGCGGCCUCGUCCGGCCUCAGGCCGGCACCGCAUUGACCCUUGGAAACUCAUCUCCCUCGGAAGCUCGUUGCAUCUCUCCUCACCCGGGGAGGCCGCCAAGGGGACCGCGGCCUUACGCCAGACUCUUCUGGACAUGGACAUGGAAGGGCAGAACCGGGACAGCACCGUGCCAUUGUGUGGGGGGCAAACCCCAUGCUGCAGCAUGGAGACGGACGUAUCUCAUUGACACAGCUGAGACUGGGAUAGUCGUCUCAGAUAGGGCUCCUUACUACUUGGCAAAUCCAUGGGUGAAUAUGUAGGACCUCAUCACCCUAGAGCAUGGAUCCACUUUAAAUCCAGUUUCUGCCUCCUGCUGAAUACUGGGGCUUGUAGUUUAGAGAGGGGUCUUUAAACUACUCAGCCAGACAGGUCCUGGGCCUCACUAACUACAAGUCCCAUAAUUCUGCAGGAUUUAAAGUGGAUCCAUGCUCUAGUGCAGGCAUGGGCAAACUUUCUAAUUUGGGGGUCGCAUUUUGGACCGGGGGGGAGGGGUUUCUACGCAAGCCCCCUCCCUACUCUUUCCUCCCCUUCCUCUUCUCUUUCGGAGGCAGAAAGUGAAGGAAAGAUGGGAAACAUUUGGAUCCCAAAAGGGUUACCGUUGGUCAGGAUGAGAUGGUGGAUGGGAGAGUGUAUCAAUUAGACCCUGUAUUGCCUUCUCCUGAUAUAGAAUCCUAGGAUCCUAAAGCUAGAAGAGACCCUCAAGGGCCAUCCAAUCCAACCCCCUGUCAUGCAAGAAGGCACAAUCAAAGCACUCCCGAUAGACAGCUUGUCUGGAAAAGUCUCCAAAGGAGAGUCCACCAGGCAGCCUACGACACUCUCCAACAGCUCUUACUCUCUGGAAGUUCUUCCUAAUCUUUUCAGUUGAAUCUCUUUCAUUGCCAUUUGAAAUGCAAAGAUACAGAAUGGGGGACAAUGCCUGGCUCAAGAGCA